AAACAUGGUGUGACUCCCAGGUGGAGGCAUCGCUGGGAAAGCUCCCCUUGAGCAAAAACGAGCCCAGCGCGCAUGCGUGGAACAUUCGAUCACUGGCGGUGCUGUAAGCUAACGGCUAGGCUACGAAUCCAGCCGACAUGGAGAGAAAAGUUCUGGCACUCCAGGCGAGGAAGAAGAGGGCGAAAGCGAAGAAGACCAGCAAAAAGCAGCCGGUCAAUCCCAGAGCUCGACAGCAGCCCCAACAAGAAGUGUCGCCUCAGGAACCCGAGGAACCUGAGGAGAUUCUCGGCUCUGACGAUGAAGAGCAGGAGGACCCUAAUGACUACUGCAAGGGUGGAUACCACCAUGUGAAAGUAGGUGACCUUUACAACGGAAAAUACCAUGUAAUCCGGAAACUGGGCUGGGGACACUUCUCCACCGUGUGGCUGGCCUGGGACAUCCAGGUGAAGAGGUUUGUUGCAAUGAAGGUGGUGAAGAGUGCGGAGCACUACACAGAGACAGCAGUGGAUGAGAUCAAACUCCUCAGAUCUGUAAGAAACUCGGACCCCGAUGAUCCCAACCGGGAGAUGGUAGUCCAGCUGCUAGACGACUUCAAGAUCUCUGGUGUUAACGGGACUCAUGUGUGCAUGGUGUUCGAGGUGUUGGGACAUCACUUAUUAAAGUGGAUAAUAAAGUCCAAUUACCAAGGGCUGCCCCUGCCGUGUGUGAAGAGCAUCGUAAGACAGGUACUCCAAGGUCUGGACUACCUCCACACGAAGUGUCAAAUCAUCCACACAGACAUCAAGCCGGAGAAUAUUCUGAUGAGUGUUGAUGAGCCUUACGUCCGGAAGCUCGCAGCUGAAGCCACUGAGUGGCAGAGGGCUGGGGCACCUCCCCCCUCCGGUUCAGCAAUAAGCACAGCACCUGCUCCAAAACAGGCAGUAAAAAUGUCCAAGAACAAGAAAAAGAAGUUAAAAAAGAAGCAGAAGCGUCAGGCGGAGCUGCUGGAAAAGUGCAUCCUCGACCUGGAAGAGAUGGAAAAGACCACAGACCCACGAGAGGAAGAAGACGAUGAGGAUGAGGACCCACAAUCUCCAAAGGGACGGGCCUGUGCUCCUCUCAGACAGGUGUCUCUGCGGGAGCUAGAACCUGAAGAAAUAGAGGAGAGCAGUUUAAAUGCAGAUCUCAUGAGGGUGGGACCAGAAGGGCUGUCAGAGGUGAACUGUAAUGGCCAUGUGGAGGCGGACCAGAGGCAGUCGCAGUGGAGGGAAGAAGACCAACACAAUGGCAACUCAGAGCCCACAGAGAAAUGUGUCAGUCAGGAGGAACAACACAAGGAAUCCCCUGUUCACCCCAUCUGCAACGGCAUGGAUUCUGAGACUGAAGGCAGGGGUGCUCACAGCAGUGGAGUCACUGAGAGACACCUUCCUGCCGGGCUGGAGGAGGGAGAGCUGGAGCAAAGCAUUUUGCAGGAGGAGGGAGAGGACGGGUCUGACUGUCAAUAUACAGCCGAGGAAAGACUGAGAAAUGGCAAGCUAACAGCAGGAUCCCUGCUAGUUAACCCUCUUGAGCCAAUCAAUGCGGACCAGAUCAAGGUCAAGAUUGCAGACUUGGGAAAUGCCUGCUGGGUGCACAAGCACUUUACAGAAGACAUCCAGACACGGCAGUACCGGUCCUUAGAGGUGCUCAUUGGUUCUGGAUACAGCACACCGGCAGAUAUUUGGAGCACAGCUUGCAUGGCCUUUGAGCUUGCCACAGGGGACUACUUGUUUGAACCGCAUUCUGGGGAAGAUUAUUCCAGGGAUGAAGACCAUCUUGCUCUCAUGAUUGAGUUGCUUGGUAAAAUCCCUCGUCACUAUGCUCUGAGUGGGAAAUACUCACAGGAAUACUUCACCAAAAGAGACCAUAUAGCGCUGAUCAUUGAGCUGCUGGGGAGUGUCCCACGCAAACUCAUAAUGACCGGCAAAUAUUCCAAGGAUUUUUUCACCAAGAAAGGUGAUUUGAAACACAUCACCAAGCUGAAGCCGUGGGGCCUGCUGGAGGUGCUGAUUGACAAGUACGAGUGGCCCCGAGAAGAAGCCGAGUGCUUCGCCGACUUCCUGAUUCCCAUGCUGGAGCUGAUCCCGGAGAAGAGAGCCACGGCCGCAGAGUGCUUGCGCCACCCCUGGCUCUCCCUCUAGUGGAGACCUCCUUCCAUUGCACCUCCCUUCCCUCCCACUCUCUACAGAGACUGCAACAGAUCACUUUCCAAUUUGGGCAUAUCAGAUGAAUAUUUAUUUCUCUCUAUUUUUUUUUUCUUUCUUUCAUUGUUUUGGAUUUCUCAUGUUCUUGUUCUCAAGCUAAUGCUUCUGUGUAUGUUUGCUUUGUAUUUGUUGGUUCUUCUCUCGGUGCGACGAUGUCGGGAAUCCAGUGGAUUAUAUUACUUUGUGGUCAUGUUGGCUCCAACUGCUGUGCUCCGUUCACCCACCCGUUUAAGCAAACCUGUUCUUGUACUGCUAGUGACUCAUCCUUGUUUGUUACACUCCUGCACUAAAACCCAAACAAGUCAAGGAUAUGUAGCCUUUAUUGGUCAUUUUUGUCCCCUUUAAAAAGGACUUGCUAUCACUUCUUUUCUCGUACAUUUUCAUUAGUGCUGUGUUGUUGUUGUUUGUUUUGUUUUUUUGUUUUUUUUUAAGAAUUAUUUUAUUCUUAUUACACAUGUAAGGUAUAUUUUAUAUUUGUAAAGUAGGGGUAGGAAGUUGCACACUGGGCUGACAUUUACACUGACUGUGGUAAUAGCAUUUCUCUAGACAGACUAGUUUCUUACUGAGACAACCACUGUCUGAUAACGUAGGUCAUAUUAUUUAGCCAUAACAAAUCUGUUGUCACCUGGUAUUUAGUGUGGUUAGUUAAUUACAAUAAAUGAGAUCGUUCAUUCUCAUGGGAGGCUGGUAUUCUCAUACACCUAUUACAAUUCAGGAAUAUCGUGUUUUAAAGGUUUCAACAAGACAACACGUUAAGAAGCCCAAUUUAAAGGAAAAAAAGAAAAUAAACUGUAUAUAUCUGUACCAAAGAGUUUGCCUUUAUGUAUAUUACAGUUAUGUACAGUUUUUAAUAAAUCUUAUAUCUUAGCUAAAAUUAUUUAGCUGGGUAGCUGUGUUUUAAUAAAGUGUAUGGAAGAUGAGUUCGAGCUCAGUUGUAUGUAUGGCCAACUGUUCAAUAAUGUCAAUGUUUCUACCAUAGGAAUGGUGACAUCUGAUGUUAUGUAACGGUGUCCCCAAAAUGAUCAAAGUAAACCCAUGUGUCUGUUGAGGCCUCGGAAAAACAAAACAAAACAAAAACAAAAUUUAUAUUAGUGUCCGAUUCAAGAUCAUAAGACUUCAUGUGAGCUGUCCGAUUACAAAACACCAUACAAUAAAACAGAUGUUCAUACAACACAAA
Molecule: messenger RNA, 3399 nt
Organism: Larimichthys crocea (large yellow croaker)
Lineage: Eukaryota; Metazoa; Chordata; Actinopteri; Sciaenidae
Gene: srpk1a
Product: SRSF protein kinase 1a
Exons: 17
Coding region: 138-2159 (673 amino acids)
Biological process (GO): peptidyl-serine phosphorylation; intracellular signal transduction; spliceosomal complex assembly
Cellular component (GO): nucleus; cytoplasm
Molecular function (GO): ATP binding; protein serine/threonine kinase activity
Source: RefSeq, a predicted model, not a curated record